AUGAAGCUUCCAUGUGAGAAGAUGUGCAAUGGGACAGCUGUCACUGAAUUUGUGCUACUGGGACUCUCCAGCAACCCUGAUGCCCACUUCAUUCUCUUUGCUCUCUUUCUUUUCAUUUACUUGGUGGCCCUGGUAGGGAACUUUCUUAUCCUUCUCCUGAUCAGUUUGGACAAAAGGCUUCACAACCCCAUGUAUUUCUUCCUGGGAAAUCUUGCGGUGGUGGACAUUGGUUAUAUAACCAGCACUGUUCCCAAGAUGCUGCUCAACUACCUGUCUCAGGACAAGAGCAUCUCUCUGGCCGGCUGCUUCACCCAGAUGUUUUUCUUUAUCUCCUUUGGUGGCAUUGAGUGCCUUUUGCUGGGUGUCAUGGCGUAUGACCGGUAUGCUGCCAUUUGCCAUCCACUGCAUUAUAGCAUGCUCCUGAGCCCCAGAGUCUGUGCUUGGCUUGCAGCAGCUGCUUGGAUUCUUGGCUUGUCUAAUUCAGGUGUGCAUUCUGGUAUGAUGUCGCUUUUAUCAUUCCGCAGAAGCAACAUUAUUCAACACUUCUUCUGUGACGUCCCACCAUUAUUCCAGCUCUCCUGCUCUGACACUCAGGUCAAUCAAAUUACUACCUUUGUAUUAGGUGGGGGUGUAAUCAUGGGCUCAUUCUUGGUUACCUUAGUGUCUUAUGUGUACAUUGUCUUGGCUAUCCUCAGGAUACACACCAAGGAAGGGUGUCUCAAGGCAUUCUCCACUUGUGCCUCUCACCUGACUGUAGUUAAUAUUUACUUUGGCACCAUCAUUUUCACUUACAUACGUCCCAACUCCACUUACUCCCAGCAGCAGGAUCGGGUAUUGCCUGUGCUCUAUGGAAUCCUAACCCCUAUGUUUAAUCCACUCAUCUACAGCUUGAGGAACAAGGAUGUGCAAGGGGCUCUCAGGAAAGUCAUGCUAUGA
Molecule: messenger RNA, 936 nt
Organism: Varanus komodoensis (Komodo dragon)
Lineage: Eukaryota; Metazoa; Chordata; Lepidosauria; Squamata; Varanidae
Product: olfactory receptor 1020-like
Exons: 1
Coding region: 1-936 (311 amino acids)
Biological process (GO): G protein-coupled receptor signaling pathway
Cellular component (GO): membrane
Molecular function (GO): olfactory receptor activity; G protein-coupled receptor activity
Source: RefSeq, a predicted model, not a curated record